Molecule: messenger RNA, 471 nt
Organism: Verticillium alfalfae VaMs.102
Lineage: Eukaryota; Fungi; Ascomycota; Sordariomycetes; Glomerellales; Plectosphaerellaceae
Product: endoglucanase
Exons: 2
Coding region: 1-471 (156 amino acids)
Biological process (GO): glucan catabolic process
Cellular component (GO): extracellular region
Molecular function (GO): cellulose binding
Source: RefSeq, a predicted model, not a curated record
AUGAAGUUCCUCCUCCCCGUCGUCCUCGCGGGCGGCGCCAUCGCCCAGUCCGGCCCCUGGGGCCAGUGUGGUGGCUCGGGCUACAGCGGUCCGACCACCUGCGUCGCCGGCUACACGUGCACCUUCUCCAACCAGUGGUACAGCCAGUGCCUGCCCGGCGCCGCUCCUCCCCCGGCCGCUACCACGACCCGGGCCGCCACCACGACCCGGGCCGCCACGACCACCGUCGCUCCCCCUCCGGCCAACGGCAAGGUCGGCAUCAUUGGCGAGUUUGCCCGCGGUGCCAACACGCAGUGCCGCGAUUCCGUCCGCGGCCUGCUCACCUUCCUCGAGGCCAACGCCGACGUCUGGCAGGGCUAUCUCUGGUGGGCCGCCGGCCCCUGGUGGGACACCUACAUGUACAGCUUCGAGCCCCCCAGUGGCACUGGCUACCAGUACUACAACGCUCUGCUCAAGGAGUUCAUCCCUUAG